Penicillium cataractarum is the source of this 1638-nucleotide messenger RNA. RefSeq lists its product as uncharacterized. The record is from RefSeq and is a predicted model, not a curated record. Gene Ontology annotation, cellular component: membrane. Lineage: Eukaryota; Fungi; Ascomycota; Eurotiomycetes; Eurotiales; Aspergillaceae. Gene Ontology annotation, molecular function: transmembrane transporter activity. Gene Ontology annotation, biological process: transmembrane transport. The transcript has 6 exons. Bases 1 to 1638 code for a protein of 545 amino acids.
AUGAAGGACGCUGAGAAGGCUUCCGAGGAGCAGAUUGAGGUCAUGUAUGAUGAUAAAUUGAAACAGAAUGGCCUUGAUGCUGCGAACAAGGUGAUGGGAACGGUCAAGUUGACCGAGGGUUCCAUUGUCUAUAUUCCCACUCCUACUGCGGAUCCACAGGAUCCCAUGAACAUGCCAAUGUGGCAGAAGACAGUCGUUCUCGUCGUUAUCUCUACAUUCUCCACUCUCAGCAUUUCUCUUGUGUCUGGAUUUGGCGGCGUGAUCACUUUCUAUGUCCCCGAAUACAGUGCAGCCGGCUACGACUAUGCGGCUAUCUCCCAGUUGAUGACAUACCCAACGCUUUUCAUGGGUAUUGGCAACCUUAUUGGCAUGCCUAUGGCAAUCGCCGUCGGCCGUCGAAUCGUUCUUUUGAUGUUCACCCUUAUCCUUAUACUCGCCGCCGUCUUAUGUGUCAAGGCGGAAAACUAUGAAUGGCAUCUCGGUGCUCGAAUGGUGCUAGGACUUUGCGCAGGGCAAAGUGAGGCACUGGUGCCCAUGAUUACCCAGGAAAUCUUCUUCCUACACGAGAGAGGCAAAUAUCUCAUGCUUCAACAAGCCAUUCAAGUUGUUUUAACUACUAUCUGGACCCUCUUUGCCAGUCCAAUUGCUGGAGCUAUUACACCCCAAGGCUGGUAUGGUCUUGGCGCAGGUCUAGCUGGACUCCAGUUCCUGGUGGCUGUGGUGCUUCUCCCAGAAACGAAAUAUGAUCGUGGUUUGAAUGCGUACCAAGAGACGGUCUCGGAUGAUAACUCGGCGACACAAAUGGAUCUUGAAGCUGAUGGAAUCACCAAACCCGCUGUCAUGGUUUGCAAGGAGAGGCCGCCACUUGACUUUGUCAAGUACGCACCAAGGACCUGGAAAUCGGAUAUGCGACUCUGGGUUGGAAAGCCUGAAUGGUACAAGGCUAUUGAUGUUCUGAAGCAAACAUUUCAACUCCUGCUCUUCCCCAACGUUUUUUGGGCCUUGUGUAUCAAUGGCCUCACUAUCGGUGUCAACAUUGCCAUUGGUACAACCUACGGCACGAUCCUGACCAGCGCUCCUUACCACUGGCCAGACUCGAGCACAAGUUACGUGAACUGCGGACAGAUUUUAGUCGCCCUGAUUGCCCUCCCACUACUCGGAACAGGCUCUGAUGCACUCAUCAAGUGGUUUGCCAAGCGUAAUGGAGGUAUGCAUGAGCCGGAAAUCAGACUCCUGCCUCUGAUAUUCCCCGUCAUCGUUGGUGUUUUUACCGCUGUCCUUUACGGCCAGGGUGCUGCCCAUCCGCAGCAUUACCACUGGAUGGUGUAUGUAUGGGCAGUAGCAGCCUACUACUUCUGCUUCGUGGGCGCAAAUAUAGUUGCGAUCACGUACUUACUGGACAGUUAUCCCGCACGGGCUGGUCCCCUGCUCGUUAUUAUCUGUGCGUUCCGAGGAUUUAUCUCGUUCGGAACGAGUUAUGGCACUACCUUCUUUGUGGAUAACAGUGGCUAUGACGGUGCAUUUGGUACCUUUGGUGCUUUGACUGGUGUACUUGGUUUACUGGGAAUACCGAUUUAUUUCUGGGGCAAAAAUAUCCGAAAGUUUACUGGAAGAUUUGCUAAGAGCAAGGCGGACUAG